ACCUUAUCUAAUGUCGGCCCACUACAUCCGCCUCUGACUUUUGUUCCGGUGUCACGGAGCUUGCCCUUCUGGUCACAUUAGAACAGCGCAGCUCACUCCCACCGGGACCACCAAACAGACAUCCAGAAAAUUCGAGCUGCUCCGUAGACUCCUCCCGAUCAGUUGGCCUCUGAGUUUGGAUCCAGUUAAGCAACAGAGCUUGAGAGGAUUGGCAAGUGUCGCCGUCGCUGAAGCUGUAGGAAGCUUACAGCUGUGCGUGCCAACUUGAUAUCCUCACACAAUCUUCCUCUCGUAUAGGCAGUUUACUGUUGGAGUCUGAAACUUCUGCAUUGUACUUCUUUCGUUCCAUGUGGAAUGUAGGAAUUUGGCUCUGAGAGCAGUGAAUUUGUUCUCUGGAUUAGUUGAAAACUGCGGUUGACAUUCGCGAGCGUGCAGACUGGCUGCAAUGUCAAUGCUUAUGUCAGUCGCCACAAUCGUGCCGACCUCCGUUCCCAGGUGCAACGUCGAUGUCAAUGGCGAAUUGUCUGCCAAUUACACAGCUUCUGUCCGUAAGUUCAGCUCCAGGAGGAGUCGCACAUCGUUUGCAGCUCGGUCAUGUAUAUCAGCUUCAGUUGAAGAAAAUAUGACAAAUGCAGCUGAAGGCUCUGUACCUGCGUCCCAGGAUGUUCUUGCCUCAUCAUCAGUGUCUUCCUCAUCAACGGCAUCUCCGCGGCCUUGGAGCACUAAAGUCUUGGGAUCAGCUUUGGCAGCAACGCUUACGCUAGCACAAGCUCUCUCACCAUUUCCUGAAAACUUUCCAGGAAGCUGGAGUGUGCCACCAGCAGAGGCCGUGCUUUACUCACCGGAUACAAAAGUCCCCCGAUCAGCAGAAGUUGCUCUCAGAAGGGCUAUCCCUGUUGUAAAUCCAUCUAUGAGAAAAAUGCAGGAAUCGCUGGAGGAUAUAUUCUACUUGUUAAGGAUUCCUCAACGAAAGUCAUAUGGCUCGAUGGAGAGUGAUGUCAAGAGAGCCCUUCAACUAGCGUUGGAAGACAAAGACGCCAUUUUAGCUGCUGUGCCAGCUGACAUGAAGCAAAAGGGCUUAGACCUUUACAACGACAUAAUAGGGCCGCGUGGUCUGGAAAAGAUGCUGGAGGCUAUCGCCAAUAAAGAUCCAGACAAGGUCUCCAUACGCUUAGCCAACACUCUUGAGAAGAUUGCUGAGUUGGAAAUCAUUCAGGCACCGGGUUUAGCAUUUUUACCACCAGCAACAUAUCAAGACUAUCCAAGGCUAACAGGAAGGGCAACUAUUGCAUUGAAACUGGAGAAGGGUGAUGGCUCAUCGUUCACAGUUGCAUCUGGUGGUGGGCCCCAAAAAACUGCAGUACUUGAGAUCGUUCUAGAUGGGUACUCGGCUCCACUUACAGCCGGAAAUUUUUCAGACUUGGUUCUGAAAGGUAAGUACAAUGGCAUUAAAUUGAGGACAGGAGAACAAUCCAUCCUCUGUGACGAUCAAGGAGAUGGUGUUGGAAACACCCUUCCUUUGGAGGUUCUACCUGCCGGGGAAUUUCAGCCUUUGUACCAGACGACUCUCAAUGUUCAGGACGGAGAGAUACCGGUGCUGCCUCUUUCGGUUUAUGGAGCUGUAGCAAUGGCUCAUAACACUGCAGCUGAAGACUACUCGUCUCCAUCUCAAUUCUUUUUCUAUUUGUACGACAAACGUAACGCUGGUUUAGGUGGACUGGCCUUCGAUGAAGGUCAAUUUUCUGUCUUCGGCUACGUAACGAAGGGGAAAGAGCUUCUAUCGCAGCUAAAGACCGGGGACAUUAUUCAAUCUGCCACUAUGAUUUCCGGCCAGGAUAAACUCGUUGUACCAAACAGUAGCAGCUAGGUAGUGCUGAGUAUUAGACAAAGGUCCUUGUACGUUAAACAUUUUUCUACAUCAUUCUUUGCUGCUACGAAGAGCAGGUGUCAUUUCCGGCCCUACUGAGACUAUUCAGUAUAUUUGAUAUGAAAUUUGUACCAUAAAAAAAAAGGGGUCUUGGUCCUAGUUCCAACGGGACUUUGGGUCCUCGAUUUCUGAUGGUAGUCUCAAUCAUUCAAGCUUCUGUUAUUGUCUG
Messenger RNA from Marchantia polymorpha subsp. ruderalis, 2096 nucleotides. NCBI's taxonomy places the organism in Eukaryota, Viridiplantae, Streptophyta, Marchantiopsida, Marchantiales, Marchantiaceae. The record is from the annotation of a GenBank genome assembly.